Mercenaria mercenaria is the source of this 3945-nucleotide messenger RNA. RefSeq lists its product as uncharacterized. Bases 1053 to 2258 code for a protein of 401 amino acids. The record is from RefSeq and is a predicted model, not a curated record. Lineage: Eukaryota; Metazoa; Mollusca; Bivalvia; Venerida; Veneridae. The transcript is spliced from 13 exons.
UACGGGAUCCCAACUAUUAUAUGUCCCUACUUAAAAACAUGUUACGGAUGAUUGUCAGGUGUUUGUGAGAAUAUCUUUAAGAUUCGCACUGACAAUGAUACUGAUGCCAGCAAUAUAGAAGAUAUAUUGCAUAUACUAGCAAAACACCAGCCUGAAGUAUUGAGUAUCAUCUUACUAAAUACUGUAACAGAGGAAGAGGCUCAAGAUCAAAUUAAAUCAAUGAAAUUGUGAAAAGGUCCUCAAAUAGACGAAAUCGUGAAUGAACAAGGUGCAUCUGAUGGCACACGGGGUUGUUUUUCAAACUAGGUGAGCUAGGAAUUACAGAUGGAUUUCUAAUUUGAUGGUACACAAAAUACAUACCUCGUAACAUGAAAAAGCAUUUUUUAAUAAUACCCGAUAUGACAGCAACUUUGAUAUGCAUUGUACUGUGUUCUACACUGCUUGCCUCAACAGAGGGUGUUGUGAAAGGCUACAAGGAAACGAUUUGCGUACAAUGUACCUCUCUGAAUGUUAAAACCACAUGUCAGGACUUAACAAGUUUGGGAUAUAUAGAGAUUGAAAGUGGAAAGUACUGUCCUGAUGCUGGAUUUGAAAACGAACUUGAUAGUGAAAAGAAUCGAUUAUCAAAUUUUGGCUCAGCUUUUACAACAGCGGAUCAUUGGAGAAAAUUUGAACAGAAAAUUAGGCACACUCUUGGAAAGAGCAGACACUGGUAUCUUGUAAAAAAAGAAAAGAAACACGAAACGCACUAUGACUUUUAUGUAUUGGUUCAUCUUAAGCCAUUGAUAGAGAGUGUUCAAAAAGCCACAGAAAAAUGGGCCAUAGUAGUAAAAAGUGCGUACCACUGGACUAAAUUUAAAGAGGUGUGUCGUAAAUUAAAACUAGAGUAUAGAAAGAGAAAUGAUGCUGAAAAACAGCACUACGGAAAGUACAAAAAGAUCCUGAAAUUACUUCGGUCUCUUCUCGCAUUUUCUGCACUUCGGCGCUGACAGUAUGAAAGAGAUAUUCUCACAAGCUUGCAUAAAGACAGAACCCGAUGGUUGCAAACGUAUAUGCUGCAACAGAAUUCUUCUGCAAAGACAGCCGAUAAUCAAACGGAGAAAGCAUAUUCAGAUAUACACUGUACAGAGCAUCUGCCCUUGUUCUUCGGUGGAAUAGGAAUCGGCAGCAUACUGGGUGUUAUAAUUGGAGCAUGUGUCUUCAAAUGUAUAAGGUCAAGAUGUAUCCAGAUUAUGAGGUCCCAAAAUACAGACGCAUCAGAAGAAGAACAAACUUUUCCAGAAGGCUGUGAAAAAAAAAUGCCAUCACGACGUGGACUUUUCAAAAAGGAUAUGGACGAAACGCUCACGGAAAAAGAUGUACAAUCUAUCAUGGAAACGAUGAAAUCAGUUGGCGUUUUCCGUGUCAGUAAGAGGGCAGUUGGAACUGUAGUAAGAGUAGGCGAAAAAUCCGUCCUUACAGCCUGGCAUAUACUGGAACGAACAGUUUGUCCUCCUGGAAAGUUCAAUAUAGACGGUAAGGCAGAUCUUGAAGUGUACCCACAAUAUUUAAAGGAUAUUGAUGUGGCAUUUAACGGGAAAUCAUUUGGCGUUUUACCACACAUUCCAUUUUUCGACAGAAAUUUAGACAUAUGCCUUCUUGAGCUUAUUGUAACCGAAGGUGAAGCGAGCCAUCUUCCACCACCAACAAGCCUUUACAGGGACUUCAAGACAAUGAAAUGGUUUGGUACAGAGCCUCGUUGCGUUCACGUUAUUGGGCUUCAUCCAGUUACCUCCGAAAUAGUGUUGGAUCCAGGAUGCAAAAUAAUUUCUCCCGAUGACAAAAUUGUACAGAAAGCCAAAAAAUGGACAUAUAGCAACAAGAUGUAUAUUGAGAUGAAUUUUCAAGGUAAAGAAAAAGUUAACAUUGAUGCUACUUAUGCGGAUGUGUUAAAUACUGAAACCAAUUUAAUAAUCAACACCUACUUAGAAUUUGGUGGUAGUGGUGGCGCAGUGCUAGCAUUCACACAUGACAGAAAGGUGGCUUUAGUUGCCAUUCUUCUAAAAGGUCUUCCUCCAUGGUACUGGAACAUGAGACAAGGAUGUGAAUUUCCGAAGUAUCUCAGGAUGGAAGUCGGUUGCCAUAUAACUUCAAUUCUUGGGUCACCAAACUGGACAGCUGAAGAAAAGAAGAGAAUAUUUGAAGAAGAGAGCAUGGAGACAGAUUUUUAUUCAGAUGAAAAUAUAGAGAAUUCUGUGUCCAGACUAUGCAUCGACUAAAUCAGGAUUAAAGGGAACAGAAUAUCAUUGUGUAGUCGGUCAAGAAAUCAUCUGGCAUGAAAUGUCUAAGUUUCAUAGAUCACAGUAAUUGCUUUUGAGCACACAUUUAAAAGUUUGCACAAAUGUUGAUACUUUACAGUACACACGUAAUACAAAUGCGCUUAUUUUGUACACGUAACAUGUCACACAAGGCUGAUAAAGCUUAAAGUACUUGAGCAGUUUAUAUAUUCGGCACUGUAUGGAAGCUUAUUUCUGCUUCUUUUUUUUAUUACAUAUCUGUAUAUUUGUACCUAAGUAGACAAUAUUGCCUAUAAUUAUAACUUGUUAUCUUAUCAUCAGCGUAAUGGGAUUUUAUAAAUUUAGUUUUUGAUUUAUUUUGAUUUAUGAUUACGAUCGAAGUUUGGAUGAUAUUGUCAGAUUAUUCAUGUAAAAUGAACAAAUUUGUUAUUAUUUAGACGUUAAUAUUAACAAAGUAGUGAACGCGCACAAUAGUUAUUGAAAUGAAAUGAAACAUAUUUCUGACUUAUACAGACAUUGAUUCUCAAAAAUGUCUUAAUAGUACGCAAAACAUGAUAUAUUACUGUUUUUAAGUAACAAAUAAUAUUUUAUUUUCUGCAAUAUAAUGGAAAAGAUGCAUCGUGUCUGUUAAUUUCACGCUAAUGGGACAAGUUGUUUAAUAUUCUCUAGCUCAUUCGAACCGGUAUUAAUUGUGCAAAGGAAGUGGUUCUGACAAACGUUCCACAUGAACCUCGCAAUGAAAAACAUUUUUUGGUUUUGAUUCUCGAGCACAUAUUUAAGGUAUUUGAUUACCGUGUUGUCAGUUUGAUGUAAAUGCUUCAUAUAAUGAAGAAAGAAUGUGUUGAUAUUCUAUUAUAUAUAGUGCUUUUGUAUUUUCAAUUCACAUAUCUGAAAAAAUUUGUUUUUAUACUAAUCAAGAAAGUAGUAUCAUCCCUAAUAGAUUUGUAGUAUCCGUUUUCAAACUGCGUUUCUUUUUAGCUCACCUGACUCAAGGUGAGGUUUUAUGACCUGUCGAUGUCCGUCGUCCGCCGUGUGUCAACAAUUUCUAAAAAAUAUUUCUUCUUGGAAAUCACUGAACAGGUUUACACCAGACUUCACAGGAAUGAUCCUUGGUUGGCCACCUUCAAAAUUGCCCAAGAAAUUGAAAUCCAUGCAGAACUCUGGUUGCCAUGGCAACCGAAAGAUUAAACUUUAAAAUUCUUCUAAAACAUCAAAGCAUAGAGCCUUGAUAUUUGCCUUGUGUCACCGUCUAAUGGUCCUCUAUGAAAAGUGCUCAAGUAUGCCUCUGGGGUGAAAAGAGGCCCCGCCCCGGGGGUCCCAGGUUUUACAUAGACUUAUACAGGAAAAAACUUCUUGUCUGAAACCUAGGCCUUUAUAUUUGGUAUGCAGCAUUGUCACGGUGUGUAUGCAUAUCGGAUCCCUCUCUGUGGAAGAUGAGAAAACGGAUCCCUCUCUGUUCGCGCACAGGACCUUGUAUGUAGUAAACAAUGAAAUUCAACGUCUCCGCUUCGGAAGUGAAGUUGGAAAAUCAUUUUUUUUGUCCUGAACACAUGUUUGUGCAUAAGACAUAUGAACUACGGGAAGAUGUAGCUGUCUACCAUUACUUUUUAAUCGUUACAUUUUUUUAUCAGUUGACACAAGUCCAGACGAAAAUGGAAUGUAGACGUAG